AUGAGUGAUAAGAAAAAUACUAUCAUACCAUAAAAUAACAAUCAAACAGAUGAUCCCAAUUAUGCAUUGCAAAUGUAAAUUAUUGCAUUUUAAGAUUAAACCAUUAAUAAUUUAAAAAAUAUUAUCAUUGAAAAAGAUUCUGAACUUUAAGUAUGAUCUAUAAUUUAAUAGAAAAAAAAUCAAGAAAAUGCUUAGUUAAAAUAACAAAUACAAAUAAUUGAAAAAUAAUAUUCACAAUAACAAAUGUCAUAAUAAUAAGAUAAUUCAAAUAUUUCAAAUUUACAAUCUUAACAUCAGAAAACUUUAGAUGAACUAAAAAAAUUGAAAAUGAUUUUCAAUUAGAAUUCUAAUCCAGAUAUAGUUAUGGAAUCACUUUAAAUUAAGUAAUUAUUAUAUAUAUAUAUAUCUAUAGAGAAUAAUUAGUAAUAAUUUAACAAUAAAAAAAUAAACUUGAAAUUGAAUUAAAAGUAUAAUAAAAAUAAUAUCAAUAGGAAGCAUAAACUAGAUUGAUUCAAACUUAAGGAAUUAUUUAAGAACUAUAAAGAGAAAAUUAUCAAUUAAAGUCAUUUUCAAUGCCAUCCUUCUCAAAUAAUUCAACUAUUUAAUAACCUUCCAUUAGUUAAAGUUAAUUCUUAUAAUAAUAAUAAUAUCCAUCUAAGUAAUUGGUAUGUAUAUAUUAUUAAGUUCAAAUAAUGAAGAAAAUUAAAGAAAUUUAAGAAAAAUGCAAUUAAAAAAUGAAUUAAGAUAGAUCCCUACUUAAAAUAGAACAUAAGCAUAAUAAAGAAGAAUUCAAAUAAUAGAAGAUGAAUUGA
Paramecium pentaurelia is the source of this 812-nucleotide messenger RNA. Lineage: Eukaryota; Ciliophora; Oligohymenophorea; Peniculida; Parameciidae. The record is from the annotation of a GenBank genome assembly.